AUGCAGGUGACCAGAAGUACCCUACCUGCCUUACUUCCUUACCCUCUUAUCGCCUUGUUAUCGGACUCUGACCGUGUGACGCCCUCCGUUACCUCGCGGAACUAUCAAACAGGUACGAACGUGUCUUUGCGGACUAAAUGUUUUGUAGGUAUAUAAAAUGUUUUCAAGGACUAAAUGUUUUGUAGACAGGCCAAUAUAACGUGUGUUUCUGGUCUCUAUCAAAUGUCUGAAAUCUUUAUUUUGUGUCUAGAGAGAAAAGCUGAGCGCUGUCUGCCUCCUCUGUCUGUCAUAGACUUUCUUCACAGCAGGUAAGAAAGUCUGGGUAAUAGUCCUCUACUCUCAUGUGUGUUAUAUCACAGUUUACAGUUUUAAAGUAACAAUUUUUAUCAGUGUAGCUCGAUGUUUUAUUGAAACUAUCGACUCUUUUGUUGUAAGUGAAACUGAAACUGUUGAGCUGGUUCACAAAGCAAUGAAGGACACUGGAGGGUUUGUUACUAUUUAAACCACAAAUGUCAUAAGAUCAGGUUCAAAUGUUAUGUUUGCGAUUAAACCAAACCUGACUAAAGCUUGCUGAAGUUUAUAGAGAUGUAACGUAGUUGACCCAGCAGCAGAGAGAGCAGUAGAUCUACCGUUUGUUCAGGAUUAUAAAAAUCACAUCAUGUUUUUAAAGAUUAAUCCUUCUCUGUCUGCAGCUAAACUGUUUAAUGUAGAAAAGUCUGUAUUCAUUACAAGUUAGUUAGAGCUGUCAGUUAACUGCUUUAAUUACAUUUUCAUUGUUUUCAGAAUGGGAUUAUUUUGCAUGUCAAACAAUUUCUCAUAUCCAUAUUAACAAAAUAAUUAAAGAGGACCCUGAGGUUUCCAUUACCACAGUUUAAAUGUUUUAUUUUUCCUUUACUAAGUUAUUUUCAGUGACAUAGUCUCUCUUUAUGUUUCAUCUGACUUUGUUUUUUGUUUAUAAGCUUUAGGAUGUUUCCUCUGAUGGACAGAAAGUUCCUCACCCUUCCCUUUGGUGCCUUCACUGACCUGCUUUUCCUCACUGUUGUCUUUCUCACCCUGAUACAUUCCUGUGCAGGUGAAUCAUAAACAUCACUAACACUUUAAUGUUAAGAUGUAAAAUUAGUUCGUAUUAACUGAAAAUAAAGUUUGCCUGUCAACUUAAACACAGUUGUCUGCUGAUGUUCCAAAACUAAAACCAAACUCCUGUUUCUACUUCAGGUCAGGAGCUGAUUGGUCCAUCUCGCCCUAUUGUGUCAUUGAUUGGUGAGGAUGUCAUUUUCCCAAGUUACCUGGAACCUGCCAUGAACACCUUUGACAUGACCGUGGAGUGGUCUAGACCUGACUUGGACCCCAGAUUUGUCUUUGUGUGGCGUGACGGCGUGGAGCUAGGGAGUAAUAAACAUCCAUCCUUCAUUGGAAGAUCAUUAGUGUUUAUUGAUAAACUGAGACAUGGAAACGUUUCCAUGAAACUCUCUGAAGUCAAACUCUCAGAUGAAGGAGGAUACAGAUGCUUCAUUCCUACAUUAUCUAAAGAUGUCACAGUUCAGCUGCUUGUUGGUGAGUUGGAACAAUUUGUCCCUUCUUAACUGACUUCUCUGUAGUUGUAAAUAUCGCGAGGAUUUCUUUACAAUUUUUACAAGUUACAAAUAAAACUUGAUUCAGAUUUAAUAGAAGUUAAAACCCAGGUGCUGGAAAAUUGUGCUUCUUUUAUCUAAAAAUAUUCAUUCCUGGACAAAGAUCAGAUGUUGUACAUUUUGAUAGUUAAAGGGAUAUUCCGGCGUAAAAUUAAGUUAGGGUCAAACACACUGUAACACCGAGUUAGACACCCCCUCGAGAGAUGAAUGUUGCAGACUGCUUGUUUCUCUAGUUAUACCAACUUUAGUAAUGACCGCAUUUUAGCAAUGCACAGUGGUCUGAGUAGCCAAUCACAAACCUCAACCAAAAAGCCACUCUAUAGCCACAAAUAAUACUCAGAACAGCACCUAACUUCAUCAACAGUACAUACAGGGUCAUAGCCAUAGUACUAGCCACCAAACAUCUUUUUAGCUUUGCCUAAUUUCUUUAGCAAAGAGACUAAACACAACUCACCCACUCGCCUCCAGCAGCCGCUUGUUUGUGGGGAGAGCUCUGACAAGUCUAUCACCGAAUGCAGCGGGGUGACGCAGCUCAAGGAAGAACAUUUAUGAUCAUUUCUUCAUGAAAAUGCAAUCAGACAAGACACUAAGGCAGAAGAACUACCGCAUCUGCAGUGCAAAAUGAUUAAUAUAGUGAUUAUUACUUCAAGGAAAUGACAAAGGAAUGAUCAUUAAUGUCCUUCCUUGAGCUGUUGAGUGUGAUUGUUGCUAAAGUUGGUACAGCCAGAGAAGCAAGCAGUCGGCAACAUUCAUCUCUUAAGGGGGUGUCUAACUCUGUGUUACGGUGUGUUUGACCCUUACUUAAUUUUACGCCAGAAUAUCCCUUUGAAGACACCUCUCUCUCUCUCUCUCUCUCUGAGUGAGAUGGCGUGAGAUGUUGGUGUGAGUGUGUUUAUGAGUUGUUUGUCUAUUAUUCAGUGUUAAGAGGGUUGUGGUUUGUUGAGCGUGUGAGGGUGUGAGUGCUUCGGUUUGGUGGGCGGCGUGCUAACAGCACAAUGCCGGUAGCAGAGGCUGCAGCCGCGGAGUUUGAAAAGCUGACUCGCCGGCAUGCGAUAAAGCUGAACCCCGCGGUGCAGUGCUUGGUGGAGGAAGCCAGCCUGGCUGUAGGAGAGGUGGUCGGGUACGACUCAGUGAAGUCUGCCUCACGAAUGAACGGGGCUAUUGUGAUUUUUUUAAGCAGUACGGUGCUGGUUAACGAGGUGGUGGAGAAAGGAGUAGUGAUUCACGACACCUUCACUCCGGUCUCCCCCCUCGUUAGCCCGGCCACGAAAGUUACCAUCUCUAAUGCCCCCCCGUUUAUCAAAAAUGAAACCCUGGCGAAAGAACUGUUCAGGUACGGACAGGUGGUGUCACCGAUUAAAAUGGUCUCUCUGGGCUGUAAAUCCCCAAAACUGAAACACGUAGUGUGUCACAGGAGACAGGUGUAAAUGAUCCUGAAGGAUAAAAGUAAUGAUCUAAACCUGUCGUUUUCAUUUAAAAUAGAGUGUGUGUGUGUGUGUCUGUGUGUGUGUGUGUGUGUGAGAGAGAGAGCGAGAGAGCUGUUCAGCUUUCUGGCUGAUCAGACAGCAUGUGUGGCUUCACCAAAUGUGGUCAUUGUGACCAAGGAAGAUGAUGUUAUAAGCAACAGUACUAUUAAUCUGGCUGGGGUUGGCACCAUGCAGUCAUGAAGAAGCUAACACCCAGAUCUUUGUGCAUGCCAGGCAUGCCACAAAAGCAGGCAGCAAGGUCAUCAUGGUCAAAGCCAAUGACACAGAUGUUGUUGUCAUUGCAGUGAAUGUUCUGCAGGCACUUCAGAACCUGGGUCUGCAGCAGUUGUGGGUUGCCUUUGGCCAAAGACAGAACCUGAAGUGGAUUCCUGUUCAUGACCUGUGUGGCACUCUUGCAGAAAAGAGCAAAGGGAUGCUCUUCUUCCAUGCAUUCACUGGUUGCAAUGUUGUUUCAGCAUUCCAUGGCAAAGGGAAGAAGUCUGCUUGGCAAACCUGGAAUGUUUGUGAUGAGGCUUCCAGUGUCUUCAGCAAACUCAGCCAUUACCCACCUGUAUUGGAUGAUGAGGACCUGAAAACCCUGGAGAAGUUUGUGGUCAUAUUGUACGACAGAUCCAGCACAGCUGAAGGUGUCGAAGAUGCAAGGUUGGACAUGUUUGCUUGGAAGCAGAGGCCGUACAAAGCCAUUCCUCCAACUCGAUCAGCACUUAAGCAAUAUGUCAUGCGUGCAUCCUACCAAGCGGGCUGCAUCUGGAGUCAGUCAAUAGUAUGUUAACCAGAAACACAUAGUCCUGCCAACUGGGGCUGGACCAAGAAAGGAGAUCUGUGGCAGAUUGUUUGGACAGAGCUCCCACCCAUUGCAGAGAGUUGCCAGCAGCUGACCAAGUGUGGAUGCAAGUCGGAAUGCUGCGGUCGAUGCAAAUGCUACUGCUUUGGUCUGACCUGCACAGCACUGUGCAGCUGCACGUGUGAGGUUUAGAAAUGCUGUAGUAAAAGCCUACUCAUCCAAACGGCCUACAUGUAAAAAAAAAAAAGUAAAUAAAAAAUAAAAAAACCUUCCUCGGUAGGAUCACCACCUUAUUGUGGUGUGUGGUGGGGCAGUUUGUGUGUCUCCAUGACCCCUAGAGCCAUGCCAGCUGGAGUAUUGUACUCCUGGCAGGGUCACCCACGCCAAACAGCUCGAAGGAUAGAGAUAACAGACAAAGAGUGAUCCCAUGGUGCUACCAUGCAUUUUAGGUGAAAUUCAAAUUUAUCAGAAUAUUAGGAUUCUGGGACUGAUAUGUGCAGUGAGGACACACCCUUGCCCACGCACUUGCCCUCCUUGCAACUCCCCCCCCCACCAGAAACACAUAGUCCUGCCAACUGGGGCUGGACCAAGAAAGGAGAUCUGUGGCAGAUUGUUUGGACAGAGCUCCCACCCAUUGCAGAGAGUUGCCAGCAGCUGACCAAGUGUGGAUGCAAGUCGGAAUGCUGCGGUCGAUGCAAAUGCUACUGCUUUGGUCUGACCUGCACAGCACUGUGCAGCUGCACGUGUGAGGUUUAGAAAUGCUGUAGUAAAAGCCUACUCAUCCAAACGGCCUACAUGUAAAAAAAAAAAAGUAAAUAAAAAAUAAAAAAACCUUCCUCGGUAGGAUCACCACCUUAUUGUGGUGUGUGGUGGGGCAGUUUGUGUGUCUCCAUGACCCCUAGAGCCAUGCCAGCUGGAGUAUUGUACUCCUGGCAGGGUCACCCACGCCAAACAGCUCGAAGGAUAGAGAUAACAGACAAAGAGUGAUCCCAUGGUGCUACCAUGCAUUUUAGGUGAAAUUCAAAUUUAUCAGAAUAUUAGGAUUCUGGGACUGAUAUGUGCAGUGAGGACACACCCUUGCCCACGCACUUGCCCUCCUUGCAACUCCCCCCCCCCCCCCACACACACACACACACACGCGCGUGCAGCACACACUAGACCUCUAACCUCUAAGAUAUAGGUUACCAACCAUUUUACCAAAGUCGGACAUAAUGUAAACCUCAUAAAUACCAGAAUAUUAGGAUUCCGGGACUGAAAUAUGGUACAAGGAAGCCAGUAAGUAAGUCCAUGGGUCCAAAUUUGGAUUCUGCAUAGUGGAAAAUGUAUGAUAUGACACCAAGUUCAUCCAAAUAGGACAAGUCUAUGGAAUUUUAUUGCAAAAUGCAAUAUUACUGUAUUUUCAUUGGUGGCCAUCUUGAAAAAUGGCCGCCAUCUUGAAUUUUCCUUUGGCCAGACGGAAAUAUCAAAAGAGCAACUUCUAAGGAGUAUGUGUGCCAAUUUUGGUGCUUUUAUCCGCAAGUGAACGAUUAUUACCGUUAUCUGCCCAGCUAUGAAGGCUGCUUGGAGCGAGAAGAGCUCAUGCUUUCAGACUCGGCAGACGAGAGCACGAGCAAAGUGAUUAGUGAUGAUUUCAUGGAGGAAGGCAUGUCAGAUGAUGAACUUCUUAAAGUGUCUCAAAAAAGGAAAAAUAUUGUGACUGUUAAAAAGAACAAAAAAACGAGAAAAACGAUUAUGAGGAAGACCCCAGAGUCAGAGAGUGACUUCUCUUUUACCCAGGACUCUCAGUCGCCUUACUCCCCGGCUCAGAUCAAAACUUUCCUGGCACAGAUUAAGGGCUCCAGGCUGCCCAAUAUAAGAGAGUAUUUCCCAGACCUACGCUCUUUUAUGAGGUCAGCCAGACCCCUCACCAGGAAGAGCCAUGGGGAGGAGGUUUUAACAGAACAAGAGGUCUUCAGACUCAAAAAGGUUUUAGGGAGGGUAAAAGAGCAAUUCAUCAGUGACGAAGAUGAGUUUUAGAUGCUUUUACCCUUCACUGACUGUUCUCCUGAGUGUUUUUUAUUUUUUAUCCAUGUGUGAUUUUAAUAUCAGUACCUUAAACCUAAACGGGGCCAGGGCUGAUUUUAAACGCGCCACUCUUUUUAAAUUGAUGGAGACCAAAAGAAUAGAUAUCAUUUUUGUCCAAGAAACCCACAGCAGCUUAGAUAACGAGAGUGACUGGAAGAGGGCUUUUAACGGGGAGGUAGUUUUAAGCCAUAAGUCCAGCGGAGCGGAGGGGUGGAGAUUUUAUUUGCACAGAGUUUUUUACCCUUUUCUUUUACUGUCCAUGAGAUCAUCCCAGGUGUUUUAUUGAAGGUAAAAGCUGUCUUUGAGAAUGUAAAAUGUGUGUUUUUAAAUGUCUACGCUCCUACCAAUGCUGUGGAGCGAAUAGCAUUUUUAAACAUUUUAAAGGACUGUGUUAGGGACUGUGAGAGCGAUGGUUUUAUGUUUUUAGGGGGAGAUUUUAACUGCAGCUGAUCCAUCCCUGGACAGGAACCAUCCUGAACCACACCCACCCUCAUCACACACACUCCGGCGGCUGACAGAGAGUCAGGAGCUGAGUGAUGUGUGGAGGGUUUUUAACAGUCAGCACAGACAGUUCACCUGGAGUCACAGUAGGGAGGGGGUUUUAACUCUAGCCAGACUGGACCGUUUUUACUGUUUUAAACACCAUUUAAACAUUUUUAAAAGGUGUUUUAUGCUGCCAGUUGGUUUUACGUCUCCUGUCAUGUUUUUAUCAAAAACAUUCGUUUAAAGAGCGCCUAUUGGCAUUUUAACACAGCCCUUUUAUCUGACCAGGCUUUUAGAACUGCUUUUAGGGUUUUUUGGGAAUCCCACAGAGAGAGCAGGCCUGCCUUCACUAACAUACAACAGUGGUGGGAUUUUGGGAAAGCCCAGAUAAAACAGCUCAGCCAGCAGUUCACUCGCGGUGUUACUACAGACUUAGCUCGGUCCAUGAAAGACCUGGAGUCGCAGGUGGUAGAGCUGCAGACUACUGCAGACUUUACAGCAAAUCGAGGGCUUUUAGACUCCCUCAAGUCCAAAAAGUCAGCAUUAGCCAACCUAAGGGCGUCUCAGCACAGGGGGCUCUGGUCAGGUCUUGUUUCAUGAACAUCACACAGAUGGACGCCCCAUCUCGCUUCUUCUUUGGGUUGGAGCGGAAAAAUGGACAAAGGAAGACCAUUCACUGUUUACAGAUGGGUAGCAGCUCCGAAGUCUCAGACUCGUCUGAGAUCAGGAAGUUUGUUGCCAACUACUACAGAAACCUCUUUAAGAGUGAGUGGUCGCAUAAUCCAGAAGUGCACAGCAACUUCCUGGCGGGUCUCCCUCAGGUCAGCGAGGCUGACAACAGCAGACUGGCAGCAGAGGUGACGCUGCAGGAGCUCCAUGCAGCCACCAUGAGCCUGCAGAGCAACAGAGCUCCAGGCAUAGACGGCCUUCCUGCUGACUUUUACAAGUCCUUCUGGUCCAUCAUAGGACCAGACCUGCUAGAGGUCAUGACAGAAAGUCUGAGGACCGGCAGGCUACCUCUGAGCUGCAGGAGGGCCGUCAUCACCCUGCUGCCCAAGAAGGGAGACCUGCAGGAGCUGAAAAACUGGAGACCAGUCUCCCUGCUGUGCACGGAUUAUAAGAUCCUGUCCAAGGCUCUGACCCUCAGACUGAGGGAGGUGAUGGCGUCCAUCAUCCACCCUGACCAGACCUACUGUGUGCCUGGCAGGCUCAUCAGUGACAACGUCACUUUAAUUCGAGACAUUUUGGAGCUCUCCAGGUCAUUGGGUAUAGAGACUGGUCUUAUUUCCAUAGAUCAGGAAAAGGCUUUUGACCGGGUUGAACACCAGUACUUGUGGCAGACUCUGGCUGCCUUUGGGUUCAACCCUGGGUUCAUAGCCAUGGUCUGGGUUCUCUACAGUGACAUUGCGAGUGUUCUGAAAAUUAACGGCGGGCUGAGUGCACCAUUCGAGAUCCAGAGAGGGGUGAGGCAGGGCUGCUCUCUCUCUGGGAUGCUAUAUUCAGUUGCCAUCGAGCCUUUGCUUCACAAUCUGAGAGACAAACUAAGUGGUGUGAGUUUCCCCCGGUGCCCUGUGUCUUUUAAAUUGUCCGUAUAUGCUGACGAUCUCAUUGUUUUAGUAAAAACACAAAGAAACAUCGACAUUUUAACUGACACUGCUCAUGACUUUGAUUUUAUCUCCUCAGCUAGGGUGAACUGGGGGAAAAGCGAGGCUCUGAUGGCUGGAGGGGAGCUGGGGGGCCGGCUCAGGCUGCCCGGGGGCCUACAGUGGAAAAAAGGAGGACUCCGGUACCUUGGGGUCUUCCUAGGAGAUGAGACCUACAUACAGAAAAACUGGGACAAUGUCCUAGAGCAGGUUAAAGGUCGGCUGGAGAAGUGGAAGUGGCUACUCCCAAAAAUGUCGUACAGAGGCCGAACCUUAAUCGCAAAUAAUCUGGUCUCAUCUUCCCUGUGGCACCGGCUGGCCUGUGUCGAUCCUCCAGCUUCUCUCCUUUCCAAGAUUCAGUCGUUUUUAGUUGAUUUUAUUUGGGACAGACUCCACUGGGUCCCACAGAGUGUCCUGUUUUUACCAAAAGAGGAGGGGGGCCAGGGCCUGGUCCACCUGGCCAGCAGGGGCGCAGCCUUCAGGCUCCAAUUCAUACAAAGGCUGCUGACGGGGCCGAAGGACACUCUUUGGAGACCCCUGUCCCGCUGCAUUCUGCAGGGUUUUAACAGCCUGGGUCAGGAUUUUAAUUUGUUUUUAAUGAACACACAGAACAUGAGCACAUCUUCUCUACCUGCUUUUUAUCAAAGUGUUUUUAAGGUCUGGGGCCUGAUGAGGAAGGAGAGGAGGGGCCAAGUGGACUCGAUAUACUAGCUCCUGCAGGAACCGGUCCUAUGGGGGACCUGUCUGGAUCUUCCCAGCUGGGCAGGACAGAGUCUAGAGGAAAAACUGCAGACAGCGGGGAUUGUCACUCUGGGGCAGGUGGUGGAUCUGACGGGACCCCGAAUGGACGACCCUGCUGGACUCGCUGCCCGGCUGGGACUUUUAUCGAUGAGUGUCACCCAAAAACUCAUAGAGCACUGGAGACAAAGACUCACAGGACAUGACCGCCUGCUUUUAAACUCCCCUUUUACCCAGACCGUGAACGAAGAAAACCCCUUUCCUGCCAUCUUCCUGGCACCGGAUUUUAAGGACUGUUCUGGCCCGCUGUUGGAUUUUAACCACCCCGCCCCUUUGGAGGGCACAACUGGGAAAACCUUUUAUAACAUCUUGGUGAAAACAAUAAACAGGAAAAAACUGAACCAAAGACCUGACACCCCAUGGAGGACCUGUCUGAGCCUGGCUCCUGAGGCCAGGCCUGAGUGGAGGGCCUUCUAUAAACCUCCACUCUCAAAGAAACACACGGAUGUACACUGGAGAGUCCUCCAUGGGGUCAUAGCAGUGAACUCUUUUAUAUCGCACAUUAACCCGGCAGUAGAGGACACAUGUCCCUACUGCCCACAGAGAGAGACAAUUUUUCACUGUUUUUAUGAAUGUCUGCGUCUUUUACCCUUGUUUCUGUUUUUACAAACUGUUUUUACCAAGUGUGGAGAGGUUUUUAACAAGCAGGUUUUUAUUCUGGGUUUUAAAUACACACGCCAACACAAGAACAAGUGCCAGCUUUAAACUUUGUUUUAGGGCAGGCCAAGAUGGCUGUGUAUUUUAGCCGCAGGAGGAAGGUGGAGGAUGGUUUUAUUGUUGACCCAGUCACUGUAUGUAAGAACAUGAUCAAGUCCAGACUCCUCAUCGAUUUUAAUUUCCACAAAGCAGGAGGAGAUCUGGACUCAUUCCAGCAGGUUUGGGGUUUUAAUCAGGUGUUGUGUUCAAUAGCAGGAAAUAUUUUACAGUUUGAAGAUGUGCUCAUGUAAUUUUUAUUUAUUUAUUUAUCUAUUUUUUGACUCUGUGUGAUUGAUUGUAUGAAUCAACCUCUUUUUUGAAAAAAGAGCGAGAAAUAAAGUAGAUUCAAAAAUCAAAUCAAAAAUCAAAUCAAAAAUCUCUACCUCUCUCUCUCUCUCUCUCUCUACCUCUCUCUCACUCACUCGCUCUCUCGCUCUCUCUCUCUCUCUCUCUCUCUCUCUCUCCCUCUCUCUCCUGUAGGAGCUGUCUCCUCACCUGUUUUAAGAGUGACCAGAAACAACAGUGGAGUGUUGUUGGAGUGUGAGUCUAAAGGCUGGUAUCCAGAACCAGAGAUGUUUCUGUUGGACGCUGAGGGAAACCUUCUCUCUUCAUCACCCACUGAGACCAUCAGAGGUCCUGAUGAUCUCUACACUGUCAGCAGAAAAGUGACUGUGGAGGAGAAACACGGGAAGAACUUCAGCUGUAGAGUCACACAGAAGAAGAUCCACCAGAGCAGAGAGACACACACUGUUAUUCCAGGUAAAUCUGAGUCAGGAGUUCAUGAUGUGAUCUCUGAGCUGAACUGUAAAUGUUCACAAAGUUCUCUGUUUAUCAUCACAGAUCAUUUCUUCGUGGUACCAACUACUCCCAGUACUCCCAUUCUCCCCAGUUCUUCUGGUUCUCCUGCUUCUUCUAGUUCUCAGCCUGUUAUCAUCGGCUCAGUGAUCAUCUGUGCUGGUCUGGUUUUGAUUCCUUUGGUCGUCUUCAUUUUGUGGAGAAGGAGAAAAAAUAAACUCAGUGAGUCAAAGAGUUUCUUUUUUUCUAAUCUGGAGAUAUUUUCAGGUUGUCCUUCUUUCCUCUUAUGAAUGGGAUAUUAUGGGAAUGUCUGCUCUAAAUUUGGUCCAAACCUCUCCAGAUUUGCACAGAUGUCCUUCUGGGUUCAGAGACUGACUGAGUCAAUGUCUGGGGUCCUGGUCCAGGUUCAGUGUGACCCCCUCAUCAUUCAGUUCUCCUGAGCCUCAUGUGUUGGCAGCUCUCAGCAAAGAUUUUAUAUCAUGUAGUUUAUUUUUCAUUCUUGAAAAAGUCUCUGCUCUUGGUGAAAAGUGGACAAAGCUUCUUUUCCCAAAUGUGACCAGUUUCUCGUUCUUCUCUGUCCUCACAGAAAACAAGAGGGACCAUGAGAGCGGGACUGAGCAGACUGAAGAGGGAAAAACAAAAACAUCUAAAGGAGAUUUAACAGAGUUUAAUGUGGAGAAGGAAGGAGAAGAAAGAGAAGCACUUAUGAAAGGAGGAGAAGAAGAGAAUAAAGUGGAUGAUGAAAGAGAAGAAGACAACAGAUCUCAGAGUGAACCUGAAGAUCAGCUCAUGACAAAACCAGAGUCAUUAAAUGAAAUGGACAGAACAUCAGGAGGAAGAGAGAUAAAGAAGAGUGAUGAGAGAAAAGAAGAAAUAAAACAGGUACAGGAAAUGGAACAAGAGCAGACAGUGAGACCAGUUCAGGAAAAUUCAGGACUUCAGAUGGAUCUGUUCACUGCAGACAGACAAAGAAAACAGCCUCAAAAUCUCAACAAUCAAGAGAUAGAGCGAGAGACAGAGAGAGAUGAGGACAAUGAAGGAGAGAAAUCUGAGAAAAAGAGGAGAAAGAAAGAGAAAAAACAAGAGCAGAAGAAAAAGGGAGGCUCUGCAUCGAGAGGGAAGAAGAAGUUAAAGGACAAACAAAGAGAAGAAAUGAAACCAAAGGAAGAGAGUCUGACAGAGAUGGAGGAAAGUAAAAAAACAGAUGAGACAGAGCUUAGUCAACAGAAAGAGAAAUGUGUUUUCAGAGAUGACAAACAUAAAAGAGAUGAGACAGAAUUCAAAGAGAAAACAGAGAAAGAUCAAGAGAGAAAACAGCCGCAUGUUUCGAGACUAAAGAUAGAGAGAGAAGAGAAAUUAACAGAGCAAAGUGAUGAGAAACUAAGAGAGACAACAAAAAUGAAGGACAAAAAUAAGCAUCCAUCAACUGAUGAAGUUUUAGAGAAGUCUGAUCCAAAAUUACAUCCAGAUACAGCAGAAAGAAAAAAAGGAGAGCUUCAAGGAGAAGCAGGCAGUAAUGAAACUUGUAAUGGACUUGUAAUGGUUCUGGUAGCAGAUGGACAAAUAAAGAGGCAAGAACUUGAAACAAAUCAGAAUAUCAAGAAUCAAGAGCUUAAAGGUGAGAAGGAGGUCCAGACAGAGAAACAAGAAGAAAAACAUGAUAAAUAUCAGGAAGAAAACAAAAAUGAUCUGGAAGAAUCCACCAUCAAGAUAAAGGCUGUGAUUAAAAAUAGACAAGAAGAUGAGUUUAGAGGAGAUUUACAAACUGACAUUAAUGAAACUUUGAUGGAGACCAAAGAGAAGCUGAACCAAACCAAAGAAGACCGAGGAAAACAGGCAGAGCAACAGCUGGAGGUAAAGGAGAAAGACAGAGAGAAGACAGAGGAAUCCACUGAGGAGGUGAAGGUAAUGGAUGAAGAAAUGAUGAAGACUGAAGAAGAUAACAUUAAUGUCACUCAAAAGAAGGAUGGGGGGGUUCAAAACCAAAAUGAAAGGAGGAGAAGAAGAGAAGAAGCAGUUAGAAGAGCAGCUGAACGAAGAGGAACGAGACAGCAUAAGGGAGCAGACAGAGAAAUCAGGGAGGAGGGAAAAGAAGAAGGUGGAGGAGGACGGACAGAAGAGUCAGAAGAAGACAUGGACACACAUGAAAAUCAAAGUGAGACAAAAAAGACAGAGAGCCUUUUUAAAGGAGCAGAAGGGGAGCAGCAGAUCAUGUUACAACCUGAAAUCGAUAUGGAAAUCAGUGAAGAGGGAAAAGAAGGAGGUGAAGAAGGACAGACAAAAGAGUCUCAGACUGAAGAACCCAUGGAUAUUGAAUAA
Molecule: messenger RNA, 12700 nt
Organism: Xyrichtys novacula (pearly razorfish)
Lineage: Eukaryota; Metazoa; Chordata; Actinopteri; Labriformes; Labridae
Source: the annotation of a GenBank genome assembly